CAUACCAGAGAUUAUUGGGUAAGGUUCAAACCAGAAGUACAAAAUUAUGGACAAAUAAAAGAGAUAUUUGAUCACAAGAAACCUUUUACAAUGUUGACCAUUGCUUUUGUUGAGGGUCUUAGAUCGCAUAUCAAAAAUUGGUUGACCAUUAAUGAUCUACUGUGGCGCACACAAGUCCCAGAGGAUUUGACAACCUUAGCAGUACACCAUGAAGAUAACUUGGUGUUCAAUAAAGUUAGAAACAAGUUAAAGUUGCUGAAGUCACUGGUAAUAUGGCUGGGUGGGCAACAGAAAGGUACCACCCCUAGACAUAGACCGUUUCAGCGUGAAACAGGCAGGUGUCCAGUCUGAUCAACUGGAUACUUGCGCUGUCGAGCUGAAAUUGUUUGUUAAUUCUGUAGAAACCAACUGCAGAUAAUACGUUGUUAAUUUGACCUGCAGACCGUGCUGGGCAGGACAGUUCCAGAGAAGAAUAAAAUAUAUUAGUUUUUAAUUAAGGCAUAUAAUGUAAUUUCACCUCAUAUUGUAUAGCAAACCAUGCUAACAGAAAUCCCUGCAAAGCAAAAUAAUAAUAACAGCAGCUCUACUAACUUGUCAGAAAACUCGGCAUGACACUGUGGCACGCUUACCAGAAUGGGAACUGGUCCUCAUUAUUUCUACCACCAUUACCCUGGUCAAAUGUAAUAUUUUGAAGUCUGCUACUUUACAAAUGGUUAAUGAAACUGAUGGGUUUCAGAGAGAGGAAUGGAGGGAGGAAAGUGUAACCCCUCGUGCUUGCUUAACAUACCCUGACUAAGCUGAUAAUAACUGCCAAGGUAGCAGCACGAAAAUAAAUUGUAAUAAAAAUGUUUACAUGUUUACUAAAGAUAUAUGUAUACUAAAUGAACAAACAUUAAUCAAAAUGCAAAAAGCUUGUUAUUUACAGGAAAGGACUAAAGAGGGAAAAUGCAAUGAAGGCUUGUGGCACAGCUCUGAAGGUAAAACUGUUGCCCCAAAAUCACUCUUGCCAGCAUUGGCACAGAUGUCCCAUGGACUGACCCAUGCAGAGGAAUGCUGGAAGAACAGUUAAGACUAUACCUUCACAUCUUCCCCAGACAACUGGUCCUUUCCAAGUUAUACAAAUUGAUGUCAUUCAGCUUCCAAAGGUUAGGAUGUUUUAGCAUAUAUUGGUUUGUGUAGACAGGUUCAGUGGCUAGGUAGAGCAUCAAGUCCAGCACAGAAAUUGGUACAGGAAUUUAUAGGUAUACCAUAUGUGAUAUGGUAUAGCAUAUGUGAUAUAAUCUAACCAAGGCAUACAUUUUAUGGGACUAGUGUUUAAAAAGAUGUGCCAACCAGCAGCAAAAUUGAACAUUGCAACGGGACUAUUAAAAAUAAGCUGGCCAAAAUAUGUAAAGAAACCAGCUUGCAGUGGCCAGAAACUUUGCCAUUAGUGUUGCACUCGAUCAGAACAACACCAAGGGGGGAGUUGAACAUUUCUCCGUAUGAAAUACUGUUUGGAAAAUUGCCCAAUGUUGCUAUUGCACCCGCAUAUGAACUCAGUAAAACAAAUGAUUUAACUGUGAACUAUCUUAUUUCAUUAAGCAACCAGCUAAAGAAGAUCCAAGCUACUGUGACCAGCACACAACCAAUCCAUGUGAAAGGUGCUUGUCAUAAUCUACAUCCUGGUGAUGAGGUGAUGGUCAGAAAUUUCCUGAGAUCGGGCUCGCUGACAGACCGGUGGGAAGGACCUUACCAAGUCUUGUUGACAACCCCAACUGCUGUUAAGAUAAAGGAGAAGACUUCGUGGAUCCACUCCACCCACUGCAGAAAAGUCACGCCUCCUGAGACAGCACAUGUGGAAAAUAUUCUCCAAGACUCCUCUGCACUUCACCAGUAAAACCAGCAAGUGAGUGGUUCGGGCAUAAUAAUCCCUUGAGCCACUUGCCAACGCAGUAUCUCUGUGGAGGGUACAUAACUCCUAGAAGAGUACUGUGAAGAUCAAAGGACAACAAAGACAAUGCUAAACAGGAUGAUGCUGAUAGGCCAAAGGCCAGACCGUGGACUAUGGGGGUGCAUUCUCUCAUGGGCAUGUCUGAUUACAAUCAUACUCAUUGUGCUUGAGUGUUGUAUAUACAUUCCAGGGUCUGUUAACAAUGUGACCAGUCAAACAGGUAAUGUAACAUCUUACAAUGAAGCGUUAUUCAAGACACGUGUGUGUAGGGCCUUACAAAAAAAUUAUUAUGGAGGAGAAUUUACAGGUAAUUCCAUGAUAGCAAUGCACAGUAAAAUGGCAAAGGCUCUCAACACAAGCAAAUGUUGGAUUUGUACUCACCUACCCAUCAGUGUAGAGGCAGGCAUACCCCUCCUGGCUCAUUACAUAAGCACAGCUGACAUGAUAGACAGAGAUUGGUCCUGCCAUAGACGAAAGAAUGGUAGUCACAUUUGUGCCAAUAACAUGCCUAAAGUACAGAAUAUAGUAGACUUCCCAUAUUUGAAUGUUUCAAGCAGAGGUCUGCUGCAUUCACCUGCUCUACAAGUAACCGCAGCCACAGGGAGGCCUGAAUUUUGUUUAAGUGUCAAUUCAAAGCCAGGCAACUACAAGUUAAAAAGAAAGAAAACUAUAUUCAGGGCAAAAAGACAAAACCUGGGAUAUACUAACUGUACUGGAGCCACAUUUGUAGUUCAAAGUUCAAAAAAGUGUACACUAAAAACCCUCAAAACCUGUUGGCAUUCCAUAGAUGCAAAUGGGGCAUUAACACCUAACGAUACUUUAUACCAACUACAGAAAAAGGUGUACACUUGAUAACAGCACAUGUGGAGAUGCCAAUGGUAAUAACACAGGGUACUUUAUGAUAUAUAUAGGACUCAUUUACACUAAAGUACUUGGAAUGCCUCUGCCUAAGGGUAUGUAUUGGGUUUGUGGAAAAUGGGCAUACUCAUGGAUUCCCUUAGGUGCUAAAGGACAAUGUGUACUCUCCUCAGUAUUCCUAUAGAGAAUGACUUGGUGCCAAGUGACCUGACAUAUUUAAGACAUCUCAGUAAAAGAGAAGUGAAAAAAAAAGGAUAUGUAUCUUUCAGAUUUUCUGAUGGUGAACGUACGGCUGGAACUUUGUUUCCUCUGUCCACUAUCUAUUUGGUGGAAAAAGCUGUGUCCCAAACCUUAACGGUACUAGAUCAGAUGGUAGGGGAAUUGGUAGUUUCAAUCAAUCAGACAGUGGAAGAGCUGGCUCAAGUAAGAAAAGUGGCUUUACAAAAUAGGAUGGCACUGGAUCAGCUGUUGGCAGCAGAAGGGGGCACGUGUGCAGUGGUAGGACAAGAAUGUUGUACUUAUAUUGAAGAUCACAGAGCUGAAAUAAGUGCUCAUCUGAGCAAGGUGGGAGAGUUGCAGCAGGAAAUGAUAAGGUUAGGUGCUAGUGAAGGUUGGGAUCCACUUGGAUGGCUAGGAGGAAAUAUUGCAAAGCUUUUUUCUGGAGUAUUGCAGUACAUUGUGUUUGCUGCACUGAUUGUAGGAAUCAUAUAUCUUACCAUCAAGUGUGGACCAGUAGUCUGUGUACAAUGUGGUAAAGGAUUUAAAAGGUUGAAAGUGCACCAUAAAAUGACCAUUGUGGUGGUAGAUGAUGAGGUUCCACUAGAACAGGUGACUCAGGGAACAAGUCAGGGGCAGCAGGAAAGACAGGUGGUAUAUGCUGACAUGAGCAAAUCUUAUGAAAGUUUACAACUCCAGGAAGCUGAGCCCAUAUACCAGGCUUUAGAGGAGGAUCAGGCAGGUAGGGAAAGUACACAGCUUGUUAAUUUUACUUAUGGACUGGAUAACAGGGUAGAAAUGAAUCAGGAUGAGUAUGUUAGACAUGAAAUACAAGCGAGUUUCACCUAACUGUGUCAACACCCUCUUAGCCAACACCAGAAGGUUCCUAUAAAAAGAACAGGGAUUCCCGUCCAGUGCGGUGAGCAUUGGCGCCAGGCCCAUCCCCGUGAACCUACCUUUUUCCUAUGUUGUGCGUCUACCUAACCCUCAUUAAAAAUUGUGAAAUUGAACCUUCUGAUUUGUGUAUUAGAGUGCCAAGUAUAUUGGCAGAGAGAGGAAUGAUAUAGAUAAGUGAAUACACAAAAUGGAAGCUGGAUGUCAGUUUGUCUAUUGCUUAAAAGAAACUGUUGCUUUAAAUGAGAUUCUUAUAUGUUUGCAGAAACUUUGAUUUUAGUAGCAAUUAAGGAAGUUAGUCUAGCUUUACAGUAUUUCAUAGACUGUGGUUAGCUAGUAUCCUAUAGAAAAGGGAAGUCGAAAGUAUGUUGAAGGUAAAAGUAUAUUUUUAAUGUAACAGUCAUAAUCACAAGAUGCUGAGCUAAUUAAUUGGAAAUCCCCCAUAAGGGGAGUUUAUAAAUUAUAAUAUAUUCUGAUAUUUGAAAUGUAAUUGGUCUAUGUAUA
Pseudophryne corroboree (corroboree frog) is the source of this 4402-nucleotide messenger RNA. RefSeq lists its product as uncharacterized. The coding region runs from base 2945 to 3853 and encodes 302 amino acids. The record is from RefSeq and is a predicted model, not a curated record. The transcript has 2 exons. NCBI's taxonomy places the organism in Eukaryota, Metazoa, Chordata, Amphibia, Anura, Myobatrachidae.